This is a messenger RNA of Cherax quadricarinatus, 3173 nucleotides long. Its product is annotated as protein argonaute-2. Gene Ontology annotation, molecular function: miRNA binding; RNA endonuclease activity; protein binding. NCBI's taxonomy places the organism in Eukaryota, Metazoa, Arthropoda, Malacostraca, Decapoda, Parastacidae. The record is from RefSeq and is a predicted model, not a curated record. Gene Ontology annotation, biological process: regulatory ncRNA-mediated post-transcriptional gene silencing.
GUGACACUGACACUGGACGAGGAAGGUCGCUGCUCCUCGCUCUCUCUAUAAUAUUCAUUAAUCUUCAAGAUGCCUUGGAGAGGCGAGACUGAUGGACUGAAGCCUCCAGCUAGGAUAGACGUGGGUUCCAGAGGCGCACCAAUUGACCUGGAUACCAACUUCUUCCCUGUAACUGUCAGAAACAAGAAAGCACUUAUAGUGCACUAUGAAGUCUGUCUCAGAAGACACACCAAAGAGGCAAUUCUUCCUCGAAGAAUGAAAAUGGAGAUAUUUGAAAAAAUGAAGAAGAUAUAUCAACAUGCAUUCAAGAAAUGCCCGCUGGCCUAUGACUCAGAAAAGAACGCCUACAGUGUAGGCCUAUUACCUGUGUUUGAAAAAGUAAAGGGACGUAAGGAAUUUGAGGUGGACAUUGAGGAUUUUGAUGGUAAGAUGACACGGUUCACAAUGUCUCUGAUGGUGAAAAACACUGCUAACUUAGAGGAACUUAUGGAAGCUCUACACUACACUGGCGGCAGACAGAAGUCUCUUCCAACUUCAUUGUUCCAGAUGAUUGAGGUAAUGUUCCGACAUUAUCGUGCCAUCAAAUACGAACUAGUUGGACGUCGCAACUUCUUCCCAACAAGUGGAGAAUUUGGGAACCCAUAUCCAAUUGGUUGUGGCAAAGUUGGCGUUGUUGGCUUCUUCGGAUCAUUGAGACCAGCUUCUUGGAAGGAUGGAUCUCUCCUACUGAACCUUGAUGUUGCACAUACAGCUUUCUAUAUGGAACAACCUCUAUUGGACUUCAUAGAAGCGUUUAUGAACUUUAAGGACGAAGAUUUCCACAGACCUUUAGUGCCAUUUAAACGCUCAAGGCUUGUAAGAGAACUGAAUAAUUUGAGGGUUCAGGUAACACACAGCAACAUCCCUCGAACUUACAAAAUCAUUGAUGUGUCUCCACUAGGCUCCAACAAACAAACUUUUCCUCUUAAGGAUGAGGAUACAGGAAAUACAUUUCAGUGCACCAUAGAAAACUACUUCAGAAACACUUUUGGUCGGAAACUUAAAUUUCCAAGGUUAAAUUGCAUUCAAGUUGCACCAGCUGAUAGGAAUGUGUUUCUACCAAUUGAGUGUUGCAAGAUUUGUAAAGGUCAGAGAGUGAACAGGAAACUUAGUGACAAAGAGACGGCACAGUUUAUCAGGACAACAGCUGUGCCUCCUGCAACAAGGAAGAUGCAGAUAUGCAACAUUCAUCGCAGCAAUGACUUUACUGAUGAUCCAAUGCUGGAAAACUUAAAGUUCGCCAUUGCAGAUACUCCUCUACAAAUGAAAGGGCGAAUUUUACCAGUACCGGAGUUAAUGAUGGAUCAGCCAGUAAUUCCAAAAGAAGGUGUAUGGGAUAUUAAAAGGAGAUCGUUUUAUCGUGGAUCAGAAAUCAGGAGCUGGGCAGUGCUAAACUACAACGUUAGAAAUGUUAAUGAUUACCAGGUUAAUGAUUUUAUCAAGAAGAUGGUUCAGAUGUCUCGUGAGCGAGGAAUGACCUUCCAUCGACCACACAGUGUUACUAGUAGCCAGAAACCCAACCCUGAGCAAGAUAUACACACACUAAAGAAGACCUAUCCUGAUAUACAGAUGAUUCUGAUUGUCCUAGGAAGGGGUGAUGACCUCUAUGCCCGAGUGAAGAGGAUAGGUGACAUUGAAGUUGGGGUCUUGACACAGUGCAUCCAAGCAGUAAAUGUUACUCAAGUGAAAAUACCAACACUAGCAAAUAUACUACUCAAAAUAAAUGCUAAGAUGGGAGGCAUAAAUAAUGUCAUUUCAAAGACUGGAAAUCCAGUGAUUUUAGAGAGACCUGUUAUGAUCAUGGGAGCAGAUGUAAACCACCCUUCAGCUGGUGACACAAUAUCUCCCUCCAUGGCUGCAGUUGUGGCCUCCUUUGAUAGAUUUGCUUCAAGAUAUGCAGUAGAAGUGAGACCUCAACAACACCGGGUAGAAAUUAUUCAAGACCUCAAGAAUAUGACCAGAAACCUGUUGAUAGCUUUUCAUCACAAUACCAGAGGAUGUAAGCCAGAACGGAUUGUUAUGUACCGUGACGGUGUUAGUGAGUCGCAGUUUAUGGAGGUACUGGCUUAUGAGAUGAAAGCCAUGCGUGCUGCAUGUUCUGAACUUGACCAAAACUAUCAGCCAGGCAUCACUUUCCUAGUGGUUCAGAAACGACACCAUACAAGGUUGUUUUGCAGUGACAAAGAUGGUGUUGGAAAGUGUAAGAACGUUCCACCUGGCACUGUAGUGGAUACAGCAAUAACUCAUCCAAAUGAGAGAGAUUUCUAUCUUUGCUCUCAUAAAGGUAUUCAAGGAACCAGCAAACCAACUCAUUAUCACGUACUGUGGGAUGACAAUGAUAUUACUAUGGAUGACUUGCAGACACUUACGUACAGUCUGUGUCACUUGUACUCGCGUUGCACAAGAUCAGUUUCUCUCCCAAGCCCCGCAUACUAUGCCCAUUUGGCUGCUUUUAGGGCCAAAGUACACAUCUCAGACCUGUUUGAAACAGAUGAGGAGUCCAAGGAUGCUGUGACACAAGCAGAAGUAAGAGAGGCUGCCACAGUUGAAAGUAAGGACUCCCUCUCAAAGAAAUUCUAUUAUGUGUAAUGGCUCAGAUGAAUUCAGUAUCAGUCAGUCAAUUUAAUCAUAUUGAAUCUUGGAUAAAUAACUCAAAGUUUAUAUUUACUUAAGGAAAUACUGUUUUCAGUUUAAUUAUUGAAUUAGCUUAUAUGUGGAGAUAUAUUAGAGCUUAAGACUGCAUGCACCAAACUGGUUAUUUAUUAACAGUAAAGUUUAUUUUUUCUUCUGAAGUGUAUUUAGGUAAUUUUUAAGAAAACAGAUACACAGAUUUAUCCUUUUGUACUUACUGCUUUAUUCUAAAUAUGUUUUUUGUAUUGUAUAAAUAGAUAUGAUACUGUAUUAAUGUAUAUUUUUGUGACUGAAAUAGCACACUGCUUGACUUACUUCUUCAAUGAUAAGUAAUUAUGUUUCAAGGUGUUUAUUAGAGUGGAUAUACCAACAGCAGCCUUUGUUGAACACUGCUACUGCUCAAAUAUACCAAAACCUUUACGAUUAUUUCAAAUAUACUCUUGAUUAUUUCAAAUAUACUCUUAAUUAUUUUAAAUAUACUUUUAUUUCAAAUAUACUCUGAU